AUGCAAUCUAAUGCAAAACGCCGAUUCGUGGAUGCGUAUUUGAAUGAAGUGGGAGAUAUGAGGAAUGCGGUGAGUCGUUUGCAGUUGUAUGAAAUCGCAAUAGCCGCUGGCAAAGAUUUGUUGAUAUCUGACUUGGGACCUACAGACUGCUAUCAAUUCGAUAAAGCAUAUGAAGUUUUUGAACUGUUACCUGCGACAAAUUUCUUGGAAAUAAUGAAACAGAGCAGUAAUUGUAUUGAUGAAAUCGAGUGGAAUCAGCAGUUUAUUGAAUUAAAAGAAUUAGCUAAUUCAUUGAAUGAGGUUGGAGAAUUGAAUGUGGAUGAAAUAAACGUAGUGUUGCAUUUCUUGGAAUCAUUUGCAAAUUAUGGGAAAAUUGAUUGCAAAGAGCUUUUUGGUGAAUUCGAGAAAACUCGAAACAGACUGCUUGAUGUCGUCGCACAGGAAUUCAUCAGCAAACAAGUCGCAAUUCCAAAAAAAUUCACAGGACUAAAGGAGUUACAAUGCAGAUUACCUGAAAGUGUGAAACUUCAACAGUUAAACGGUUUAACACCUAUGUUCAGCUCGCAGGUCACUCGACGAGCAUUUCGCGUAAUGAAUGAUGAUGAUCGCAUUUUAAACUAUCAUCUCAUUCUUAAUCAAUCACAGAUUGUUUUCAUUAUGUGUGAAUUAAUGACAAGCAAUGAUCAGCCAGUGGAUCGGAAUUAUAAAAAUGACAUAUACGUUAUACUCUAUGAUACUGUUGAAGAGCGAGUAAUUACACUUACAACGAAGAUCCUAGAAAAUAAAUAUCUAAGUGAAGAAUGCCUCUUGAAAGCAGGCGAAUAUAUAAUCAGUGUUCAAUCGUCACAUUGUUUGGAGAACGUUAUGAAUUCCACAAGCUAUGAAAUGAAGUUGCUGGACUCUGAUGGGAAAUUAACAAAGCAUUUCAAGAUGACACUGAUGAAUAUGUUUGAUCUGUUCGAUUUCGAUGAAAACGGUAAAUUAAGUCGAGAGGAAUUUGACAUAUACAAUACACUGGCUAGUGAUGAGCAUGUUCUUGAUCAGGAAUGGGAAAUACUUUGUCAAAAUUUUGGAGCUGAAGAUGGUGAAUUGCUGCUAAAUUCUUUUGUCGCACUUCAUCAGGUAGAGGCAGAUAAUGAUCCAUCAUUAGAAGACACCUGGAUGACAUUGAUGUGCGUUGGGUAUAACGAACAGUUGGAUCUGAUAAAUAACUGUCUGUGCGCAUUCACAAUCUUUUCCGAAUCGAUUGUUUAUAUGGGACGGGUAGAGUUACGUGAACCUACGACAAAUGAGAAUGUGGCGUUAGCUGAUUAUUUCUGGAGAAACGGUCAGGAGGUUGGUGGUGACGUCGAUGUACGCAUUUGGAAAUGUGACUAUUUUGCUGUUUGUAUAGCUGGUCCAAUGAAGCUACCUUAUGCUAUGAAUCUUUAUUAUGGAAAUUCGAAAAAUGUAUUGGUAAAAGAACUAACGGAUCUUCGAAGAAUACCCUUGAAAUUCAUCAAACCUAAGAUACUACUUCAAGCAAUUGCAACAGAAUCGGAUUGGUCAUUGACUUUCACAGUCGAAACAACGAUCUAA
Molecule: messenger RNA, 1578 nt
Organism: Brugia malayi
Lineage: Eukaryota; Metazoa; Nematoda; Chromadorea; Rhabditida; Onchocercidae
Exons: 14
Coding region: 1-1578 (525 amino acids)
Molecular function (GO): calcium ion binding
Source: RefSeq, a predicted model, not a curated record